Fraxinus pennsylvanica is the source of this 489-nucleotide messenger RNA. The record is from the annotation of a GenBank genome assembly. Lineage: Eukaryota; Viridiplantae; Streptophyta; Magnoliopsida; Lamiales; Oleaceae.
AUGCAGAAGAUGAAAACUAUGAAUUCUACCUUGUUAACAGCCAGUCGUGUUUACCCUGAUUGCUCUGCCGUGGUGAAAAAGCUUCGUGCUAUGACUUACAAUGCUGAAGAGCAGGUGCAAUCUCAGAAGAUGCAAGAAACUUUUCUUGUAGGACUUCACUGCUUCUCUUUGAAGUUGACUGCUGAAUACUUCACCCUAGAGCCUGAGAAACAGCCAGAUCAGCGGGUGACAUGCGACUCAUCUGCUCCUGAGCCAUUCUCAUUAACUCCGGAUCCAUCAUUUCGGGUCGGAUCCUUCUUGGGUUGGGUGGAAGAAGGGUGGGAAUCGCCGCCGCAGAGGGAACAAUUGACAUCGAGCAUGGUUCGAGUAGGCUCCGGCGAGAUUUUGAAAGUCGAUGCCAGCUCCGGUGUCAGAUCGUCGAUCGACAGGCGAGAGAAUCACAGAAGGGGGACGACGAGUGAAUUUAGGGUUUCAAUUUCUUCCAUUUAA